GGUUAGGCACAAGUCAAUCUGCACAAGCAACUGGCGACCAACUACGGAGUAGUAGCUAGUGUUGUAACAAGCUAGUACAGUAAUGGCGGCUUCGUUGGGACUGAACCCUGAAGCUGUCUUCAGCUCCGCCUUCGCCUACUCCUCCCCUUUCGUGGCCGAUCACUGCGCGCCGCCCGCCCGCGCCGUCGUCGACGAUACUGAUUACGCGGCUCAGCUCGACCUCCACGACGAUCAUCAGCACUACCCUUUCGACCAGUUCGAGUACUCGCCGCCGACGCCGACGGCACAGAUCUCCUUCGCCGGCGCCGGGGAUGAUGAACAUCGCAGCGAGAAGACGAUCAAGAUCAGUACGAGGGUGAGCGCAGGGAGGAUCGGGUUCAGGACGAGGUCAGAGGUGGAAAUCUUGGACGACGGUUUCAAGUGGAGGAAGUACGGGAAGAAGGCGGUGAAGAACAGCCCGAACCCGAGGAACUACUACCGGUGCUCGGCGGAGGGCUGCGGCGUCAAGAAGCGCGUGGAGAGGGACCGUGACGACCCCCGCUACGUCGUCACCACCUACGACGGCGUCCACAACCACGCAACGCCCGGCGCCGCCGAGCAGUACUACUGCUACAGCCCCCCGCGCAGCGUCGUCAGCUCGCCGCCAACAGCGUAUUCCGCCGCUGGCCUACUGCAAUUCUGAACCAAACCAGCUAAUUCCGUUCUGCUUUUCAUACAGUAGAAACUAGAAAGCUCAAAACUUCUGUUUUGCCGAUCGAUGGAUUUCAUCGUCGGUCCGAGUUCUUGGUAUACAGGGCAUGUAUAUGUAGCUAGUAUUGUUCAACUUGCAGCCAUAUUGCUAAUUUAGUCCAAAA
Hordeum vulgare subsp. vulgare (domesticated barley) is the source of this 854-nucleotide messenger RNA. Its product is annotated as probable WRKY transcription factor 50. The record is from RefSeq and is a predicted model, not a curated record. The transcript has a single exon. Gene Ontology annotation, biological process: regulation of DNA-templated transcription. Bases 83 to 682 code for a protein of 199 amino acids. NCBI's taxonomy places the organism in Eukaryota, Viridiplantae, Streptophyta, Magnoliopsida, Poales, Poaceae. Gene Ontology annotation, molecular function: sequence-specific DNA binding; DNA-binding transcription factor activity.